GUAUUGAUAACAGCAGUCGCGAGACACACGCUUUACCGUGCGUACGUACGACGGAGACUGACGUCAUAGUUCACUAAUAGACGAAUGUGAGAUAUUUGUGGCACAACAUGGGUGUUCCCAUGGUAAACAAGUGUUGCUACUGUGUUAGUCUACACACAGGAACCCUAGUCAUUGCCUAUACGUAUACAGUAUGGGCGCUUCUGGAGUUGACAGCUUACUGCCUACUGGUGACGUUGGCGCCACUAGUGCGCGAGGGCGAUCUCUCCGCGCACAAGUACGCCCUCUACGUCACCGCGGCGGCCGUCAGCGGUGUUCAUCUUCUUUGCUCCUUACUGCUCAUUGUUGCAGCUUAUAAGAAAUUGGCGUCACUCACGUUGCCAUGGACUAUUGUGACGGGCAUCCUGACAGCGCUCUUCUUCGUGAUGUGCCUGACUGGCAUCAGCCUCAUCUUGCAGGACUCCGGGGAGAUGCUGGGCGUCGAGGCCGUUAUUAUAUUCGUACAUCUCAUGAGAGCUUGUGUGUCAGUGUACUGCAUAGUGAUAGUGCACAGUCGGCACAAGCAGAUCAUGUACGAGGAGGACGAACAGAGGUUCCAGAACUCGGCGCGCCUCUACAAGGCGGUGCGGACCUCCGAACCUGCUGCGUGAAGUCCUGGAGAGAUUGCAGAAUUUCUUUGAACGAUGGUGCUAACAGAAAUGCCAAGAUCUCACUGCAUGCAAUGCAUUAAAUAGCUAAUCUGCUGCCUUACAUUCUGACAGUGAAGUGUCCAGAAGCCUUAAUUCAGUAGAUAAAUAAAAUGUAAAUUUUAUAAAAUUAUUAAAUGUAGUCAUCACAUUUUGUAUGUUUUUAAUAAACAAUGAUAUAAUUAUUUUAAUAACAACGUUUCUAUCUCAAGAGUUACCUUAUGGUGUAUUUAAGUAAUGGUUAGGUUGUCAUUGUGUAACGGGCUGUGGUUAAUUUUAAAUACCUGGAACUGCUAUUUGUUAGUAGAGAUAUUAAAGUAUUUUGUUAUUUAAUUAUUAUUAUAAAUAAAAGU
Messenger RNA from Papilio polytes (common Mormon), 1036 nucleotides. RefSeq lists its product as uncharacterized. Lineage: Eukaryota; Metazoa; Arthropoda; Insecta; Lepidoptera; Papilionidae. Bases 108 to 647 code for a protein of 179 amino acids. The record is from RefSeq and is a predicted model, not a curated record. The transcript has 4 exons.